CAUUGCGCGGCUUGCGCUAGGGGCUGAGUGUACGUCGCGUAGGUCCAGCUGCUUAAAAAGAAACCAGCGUUUUGAAGCCGCCUUAGGCGGUUCAAUGUUCUGAGCACCUCCUCCGAAUAGCCCGCUGGGGGCGGUCACCCUUUCUGGGGCGGGGAAGCUGAUUUCUACCGCUCACCCCGCUGAAAGCAAGCAACCGCGGUCCGGACAGGUCCGUACGCAGGAGCCUCGUCUACAUUAGGGCACCCGCUGGUUGAACUGAACUAGUCAUCGCUGCUUCGAGGCAGUCUCCCGGGGGCAUUGCCCCAGAGCAAGGCAAGCUCCGAGCCAAAGGCUGGUGCUGAAGCCAAACAAAAGCAAAAGGGGCUGCUGGAGGACCGCUGGGUGUUCACAGUGUAAGAGAGACAAGACAAAUACCCUCCCAGAGACAGCCAAGAAGACCUAAUGAUAAUCAUGAAAAGGCUAUUGCAGAAAAUGGCCAGAAGCGAUAAUCCAGAAAUAGCCCUGGCAGUAAGAUGCCUGCGGAUUCCGCAAGCUCUCUGAAAGCAAGACCUCCUUCAUGUCGCUGGACAUAGAGGUGCCCAGCUGGGUUUUGAAUGUGAACAUAAUGCAACCAAAAUGACCGUACACUCUACCGGGGUCGGGUGUAAUAACGUUGCUGCUUGUGUGCGCACACAGCUCCAAAGAAGAACGCUUAUUGGCCUUGACACGCCUUUGGGGUAGGGGGCGGGAUGUAAAGAUUUGUCCGGUUUAAAACCAGCUCUGCUAGGCUCGGUUUUGCGGGUUAGUUCCGCGCUGGCGCUGUGAGGAAAGCUCUGCACUGAGCAUUAACGCUGUACUCAUGUGGACGCUGGAUUUCCUUCCCCAAAACGGCGCAUGCUGGAUUUUACUUUGUUUCCGGGUGCAAUUUAAGACUAUAAAGAGAGUGAGGCUGCAAGAGCUCAGAAAUCACCUUUCUUCUGCCUGGGGGUUACUGCGAUAGCAGAGAUCAUCAGACAUAUGGUGAGACUCAAAGUGCAAUCUAGGGACCAGAUCACCCUCGCCUAUUGAAAGAGCCACAGGACAUGGUAAACACGCAGCACCUCUGAAAAAUCAGGAAAGUGUCUACUUUGCUGUAGUGCUGCUUUCAGUGACGCUGGGGGAGAAGGAAGGAGGGGUAACCUCCUAGCAAACAGCUGUUGCAGCUGUGACCAGAGAGGGAGAGAGACAGACGCAGCAGUGACCCAUCUCCGCACCAACUAGUAACUCUUGAGCAAAGAUGGUGAAACAAAGGCACAGUGAGUCUGUGCGACAGAUGUAGGAAUAGAACAGCUAUCUCCAGACGUCCCGUCCUGUGCUUUAUCCAGUAGCCCAUGCUCUAUCUCUAAGAAUGCUGCAGGAUUAGGCAAGCCAAUGUAAAUGUGGAGGGAUUCCUGCUAUGACACCAAAAAAGCUGUACAAUGAACACUUAUCUCUUCAUCUAUUAUUUAAUCCAAUUCUGUGGACACUCCUGGAUAUUUACAAAUAUGAUCAUCAGGUUCUUGUCAUUUGGGAAAGAUUCUUUGGCUGAUACCUUCUAUUCUAUAGGACUCGUAAUGCGCCUGUGUCAGUCGUUGUCCAUAUUAGAGCUCCUGCACAUUCUAGUUGGCAUUGAAGAAAACCGUUUUCUCCCAAGGUUUUUACAGAUAACUGAAAGAAUCAUCAUUUUAUUUGUUGUCAUCACCAGUCAAGAAGAAGUUCAAGGGAAAUAUAUUGUGUGCGUUUUAUUUUUCCUUUGGAAUUUACUGGAUGUGGUCAGAUACACUUACUGCAUGUUAUCAGUGUCAGGAACAUACUAUGGAGCUUUGACAUGGCUGAACUACACACUAUGGAUUCCAGUAUAUCCCCUGUCAAUUCUGGCUAAAGCAUUUGCCAUCUAUGAAUCACUUCCUUAUUUUGAAUCCUUCGGCACAUAUUCCAUCAAGCUACCAUUUCCAGUUGCCUUAUCGAUCUACUUCCCGUACAUACUAAAACUGUACCUGGCAAUGCUGUUUGUAGGUAUGUACUUCAGCACAACAUACCUCUGCUCAGAAAGGAAAGCUCAUCUAGGAGCCAGCUACAUCAAAGAGAAAAGGAGCUAAGUUGAUACCUUGUCGUGUAAUGAGGAAAAUGCUGUAGAACAUGCUAUGCUAACACAUUAUGUGGAAAUAAUUUAGACCAAGAUUUUCAGAAGUGCUUAGUGACCUUAUGCACCCAACUGGGAGUGCCUUAGAGGUUCCCAAUUUACAAGGGCAGGUGCUCCAUACUUUCUGAAAAUGAGUCCCUUUAAGGCAUCUCACAUUGGGCACUCAGACAUACGCACCUCAAAUCUCCCAUCACUUUUUAAAGUCUUGGCCUCAGAGGUUACUCUAUCUUUUUCUAACAUAAAAUGACAGGUUACAAAAUGUGACAAAAAUGUCAAUCAUAUCAGCAUUUCCUGUAUUUUAAUAAUGGGUUCCUGUCGCAGCAGUAGCAUGGAUUCUGCAUUUUAUAUCAGAGUAAAAUGUCAAUGGUAUUUUAUCAUCUCACCUGUUAGACUAUGUAACUCAGAUGUACGACUAUCAUAUUUGCUGGAACUGCAAUAGAUUAUGAAGCAGAAGCUGGUGGUUCUGCAUUUUGCCACAUUCACACAAAUACCAAUAGGUAAAACUGUUCACAGAAAACCCAUCCUCCUCCACUUCCCCCUCACCCAGCUUCUUAAAGUACAUGUAAGUGACAAAUGCAGUUACAGUGUCUAUUCACUACAAGUCCUAGAGGGCAUUUAACGUACAGAAGUAGAAGUCAUAAUUCUAAUAUAUUUCCAGUAGACACUAUUGAAGGAUCUGUUUUUCUUAACUGUGACAUCCAGAUUAUCUUGGAACUGAAGAAACCAGACAGACAGACACUCACUCUUUCUUAACUCAUUGAAGUGCGAUAUAGUCAGUCCAAGAAAUACUCUGCCUUUAAAAAUAAGAUAAUGGAUUGUAUAAACUGUGGGCCAAAUCCAGAUUGUCUCACACAUGAGAACUGUCCCACUGAUGUCAGUGAGGUUACUUAUGCAACAAAAGUAAUUAGGAUUUGGUCCUAUGAGGUGGGGAACUACUUAUAUGUGAAGAAGCAAGAAAAUAGGAUACGCUUUCCUGGGGGACAAAUUACUUCUCUGACUGCACAAGCUACUCCAAAAUAACCAUACCUUAACUUGUUCCCCACCACCCUUUGGGCUUGAAUAAAAGACAGGAAAAAUGAAGCGGAUUAAAGAGUGAAAUGAAAACACUUCGGGUCAUGAAAAUUCUCUUACCUAUUUAAGACUCUGAAAAAGUGAAACCUAAGUAUGCCUUUGUCUUAAGCCAACAUUUGACUAACCAAUGAGGGAAGGGCAUCCCAAAUUGAUGAUUUAGUAGCUCUAGGACAAGUCCACAGCCAGGCAGCUCAGCUGUACCUGUGCUACCACAGCUACACUGCUAUUUAUGCUGGAACUAGCUUGAGUACAUGUACAUGAAGAAAGGAAUCACACUCCUAGCUCGUACUGUAGACAUAGCCUUAGACAGGUAUAUUUGUACGUUACCUGGGAACAGUACACUAGAGUGGGUACCAUUAAACACUUUGCUUUUGCAUCCAGGUAUUAUUGUGGUGUGCAUGCUAACAUAUAGCACUUUUGGUCAGUAAAUCUCAAAGCGCUUUACAAAAGAGGUAACUAUUAUAGUAUUGCCUGUAUUUAGGAAAUAGAGCAAAUAUUGUUGUAAUGUUAUUUAGUUACAAAAGCAAAUGUGAUGUUUUUAACAAUGAUCAUACUGUCUGUUGAAGGAGGGAUUUAUGGGAUCUGGGCAGGGGAGAAUUCCCUCAGUGCAGGAUCUGAGGAAGACGGAGGACCCACUUAAGAAUCCUGGGGUAGCAGCUGUGCCUGGUGUGGGACGGGAGUAUCAGAGGCAGGGCUGCAGCAUGUUACCCAGCAGAGAUUCCAGACAGCACAGCUAGCUGGGGACAUGCUGCUGUAAUGCAGACAGCCCACCUGAGGCCACUUUAGCAGCCCAGAUUCACAAGGGCAGAAAAGGUGGGUCAAACUGAACUUAGUACACCCCUGCCAACCCAUUCCACAGGCUGGGAGCUCUGUGCUGCAUCUCUUAGAAGCACAGCCCAGAAUCUCACCUUAUAAAGCAUAUCCUGAAAGAGUAAAAUGAUGGUGGAUCUCUAACAUUUGUUGGAAAAUGCUGAUAUUUUCCAUUCUGUUCAUAGGGUAGUCUGGUCAAAAUUUUCAAACUCAAGUUGCUAAAGUAAGAUGCCUUAAGUCUAUGUUUCGGCACCCUAACAAGUGGCUUACUUUUCAGAUGAACUUUAGACACACUCCACCAAAUGAAGAGGGAGUUGAAGGUAUUGACUGCUUUUGAGAAUCAAGCCAUUCUUAUAUAGGAGCCUAAAUCUGAACUUAAGCCAACUUUUGGCAUUCAAAAAUGAAAUUGUUUGCUGAAGUUUGUUGGCGUAGAAAGUUACUGAUCCACAGACCUACUGUAGUUGCUGGUGCUGGCAAUUAGGUUUACCAUUUAAUUCACUGUUUUUACACUGAACCACACAUACAUGUAAAAUCCCACCACUAAUAUUGUAUUUCAAUUUGAUAAAUUCAUAUUUACUUAGUGAACAUUAUUUUUAAUCUGUGCAAUUUAUUUACUUAUUUUAAUUUUGAAUGA
Molecule: messenger RNA, 4655 nt
Organism: Mauremys reevesii (Reeves's turtle)
Lineage: Eukaryota; Metazoa; Chordata; Testudines; Geoemydidae
Gene: HACD4
Product: 3-hydroxyacyl-CoA dehydratase 4
Exons: 10
Coding region: 1437-2096 (219 amino acids)
Biological process (GO): very long-chain fatty acid biosynthetic process; sphingolipid biosynthetic process; fatty acid elongation
Cellular component (GO): endoplasmic reticulum membrane
Molecular function (GO): 3-hydroxyacyl-CoA dehydratase activity
Source: RefSeq, a predicted model, not a curated record